Scomber scombrus (Atlantic mackerel) is the source of this 802-nucleotide messenger RNA. RefSeq names its product SPEG neighbor protein-like. Gene Ontology annotation, cellular component: plasma membrane. Gene Ontology annotation, molecular function: protein binding. The coding region runs from base 54 to 749 and encodes 231 amino acids. Lineage: Eukaryota; Metazoa; Chordata; Actinopteri; Scombriformes; Scombridae. The transcript has 5 exons. The record is from RefSeq and is a predicted model, not a curated record. Gene Ontology annotation, biological process: homophilic cell-cell adhesion.
UGAAGUCCAAGGUUUGCUGACUCUGGAGUGGAUCUAAGGAGGAGUGGAUCAAGAUGUCCAAAGCGAAGGCUGCACCUCCUCCCGGGUGCACUCUGAACAUCAAUGAUCCUCAGGUCCAGGAGGCUGCUAUUCGAAUCCAGGCCUCAUAUCGUGGCCACAGGUCACGUAAAGAGAUGCGGGAGAAAGGCCCUCCUAAGAUCCUCCAGGAGCUCAAAGAUGUAGUUCUUGUUGAGGGCAGUGCCGCAAAGCUGGAGUGUAGAGUUAGCGCUUUCCCAGAUCCUUUCAUCGUGUGGUACAAGAACGGCAAAGAGCUGAAGGACGGUCCCAAGUACCGCUAUGUUUUUGAGGACCCCGAUUUUGUGGCACUCGUGGUUCGAGAUGGAGUCCUGGCUGAUCUGGGAAAAUACACGGUUGACAUCAAGAACCCGUUUGGACAGACAUCUGGAUCUGCUUGUAUUCUAGUAGAGGUGCCUGCUAAGGUUUCUAAAGGCCCAGACAACAUGAAGGCCAAGAGAGGGACGACAGUGGUGCUCAAGGCUGAGAUAAGUGGGGAGCCUCCUCCAGAUGUUGCCUGGCUCAAAGAUGGAGAUGACAUCGAAGAAGACGACAGGGUAUUCUUUGAUGUCGGAGACACCAACACAAUCUUGACCAUCAAAAAUGCAAAGAUGUCUGAUGCCGGCAAGUAUGAAGUGUUUGUGGAGAACAGACUAGGAACAGACCAGUCCUUCGCUCGUGUCGACAUCCUUUGAUGCAACCUCUCAUGUCUUAUGGUGCUGUCAAAUUGAUAAUAUACUGUGUUGAU